Molecule: messenger RNA, 1829 nt
Organism: Archocentrus centrarchus (flier cichlid)
Lineage: Eukaryota; Metazoa; Chordata; Actinopteri; Cichliformes; Cichlidae
Product: G-protein coupled receptor 22-like
Exons: 5
Coding region: 507-1829 (440 amino acids)
Biological process (GO): G protein-coupled receptor signaling pathway; cellular response to hormone stimulus
Cellular component (GO): plasma membrane
Molecular function (GO): G protein-coupled receptor activity; peptide binding
Source: RefSeq, a predicted model, not a curated record
GCUCUACUCAUACUUGGACCAUGAGGAUUUAAUGCUAACUUCUACGACUUCCACAAUCUCCACACAGAAAGUUAAAGGCAUCCUGAAAAGCUGAAGUAGUGGUGAGAGGAGGAUUGUUUUGGUGCCAGCAUCAUUUUCAGGCAGAGAUGACACUGAAGGCAACAGUUCAAGCACAAUGGACAAUGACAGGACAGAGCUUUACAUGAAAGACAGCAUUGAUCUUAGUUCACUGCGCAAACCACAUGCAUCACAAUGAGGGGUCCAUGAGCACAGACUUUCACCAUUGGCUAACUGGAAUCGGCAUCCCUAAAGCUAAAGCUAACAGAAGACUUUUCAUAGUGUGUAAAAUUUCAAUCUGCACACGGAAGGAAUGCUGCAAAAUAAACGGAUAAAAUAUGGUGGAAUGGUCUGACAUGCUCCAGCAAGUUCCUUGUGGCUACUUCAAUUGCUGCUAAGCUGGAGAGGACACUGCUGGGAGGAAGUGGCCUCUUCCUCCCAUCAAGAUAAUGCACACGUCCUCAGUGCUGAUCUCUGCAGCCGCCAUGAGCAACAUGACUGUGCUUGACACUGCUGACCCCUAUGAUCUUGACAUGAGCUCUUCUGAGCCAAUAUAUCCCAUCAGCUUCCAGGCUUCUCUGACAGGCUUUCUGCUUUUGGAGAUCAUUUUGGGCCUGAGUUCCAACCUUACUGUGCUGGUCCUCUACUGCAUGAAGCAGAACCUCAUCAGCUCCGUCUCCAACAUCAUCACCAUGAACCUACACGUGGUUGAUGUGUUGGUGUGUGUGUGCUGCAUCCCACUGACAACUGUGGUGGUGUUAAUUCCAUUGGAGGAGGACACAGCCAUGAUCUGCUGUUUCCAUGAGGCCUGCGUCUCCUUUGCAAGUGUAGCAACUGCUGCUAACGUCCUAGCCAUCACUGUGGACCGCUAUGACAUCUCGGUUCGUCCAGCAAACCGUGUGCUUACAAUGGGCCGAGCUGUGGUUCUGCUGGGAUCUAUCUGGGCUUUAUCCUUCUUCAGUUUCCUUGUUCCAUUCAUGGAAGUAGGCUUCUUCAUCAGGUCUGGUUCAGAUCUUGUGAACCAGACUACAGUGGUGACGGUGGCUCGUACAAAUGAGUACUACACAGAACUCGGUCUGUACUAUCACUUACUAGCACAGAUUCCCAUAUUCUUUUUUACAGCUGUAGUAAUGCUGGUGACUUACUACAAGAUUCUUCAGGCUCUCAACAUUCGCAUCGGAACACGCUUUCAGAACAACUUACCUAAAAAGAAACAAAAGAGCAAAAAUACCAUCUCUCUUAGCACUGCAACACAAGCAGAGUCCACUGAAGUUUCACAAAGCAGUACAGGGGUCAGAGCAGGUGGAAAUGCACCUUUGGGCAUGCGAGCAUCAGUGUCUGUCAUCAUCGCACUGAGACGAGCAGUGAAGCGUCAUCGAGAGAGAAGGGAGAGGCAGAAACGAGUCUUCAGGAUGUCUCUUCUCAUCAUUUCCACGUUCUUAUUUUGCUGGACUCCAAUAACUGUACUUAAUACAAUCAUCCUCAGCACUGGACCCAGUGAUUUGACUGUUCGCCUCCGCCUGGGCUUCCUAGUGAUGGCCUAUGGAACCACCAUCUUUCACCCACUCCUCUAUGCCUUCACACGGCAGAAGUUCCAAAAGGUUUUGAAGAGCAAGAUGAAGAAGAGGGUGGUGUCUGUUGUUGAAGCUGACCCUACACCAAACAAUGUGGUCAUACAUAAUUCAUGGAUUGACCCCAGGAGAAACAAGAAGGUCACCUUUGAGGAUACAGAAGCCAGACAAAAAUGUCUAUGUUCACAGGAAGCAGAGUAA